This is a messenger RNA of Globicephala melas (long-finned pilot whale), 4278 nucleotides long. RefSeq names its product calmodulin 1 (gene CALM1). NCBI's taxonomy places the organism in Eukaryota, Metazoa, Chordata, Mammalia, Artiodactyla, Delphinidae. The record is from RefSeq and is a predicted model, not a curated record. Gene Ontology annotation, molecular function: calcium ion binding; enzyme regulator activity.
AGGCUCGCACUUCGACAGUGGUGCUGGGAGUGUCGCGGACGCAGAGCCGUUACUCGCAGUUGGGCGGCGGCGGUGGCGGCGGUGGCGGUGGCAUAGCGCUCAGCGCUCACAGCGCCUUAGCAGCAGCAGCAGCAGCAGUAGUAGCAGAGGCACCCCUGCGGUCACAGCCCCGGCGCAGGUGCAGCCACCCUUGUUCUCUCUGCUCUUCCUCCGUUUGCUCGCACCAUGGCUGAUCAGCUGACCGAAGAACAGAUUGCUGAAUUCAAGGAAGCUUUCUCCCUAUUUGACAAAGAUGGCGAUGGCACCAUCACAACAAAGGAACUUGGAACUGUCAUGAGGUCACUGGGUCAGAACCCAACAGAAGCCGAAUUGCAGGAUAUGAUCAACGAAGUGGACGCUGAUGGGAAUGGCACCAUUGACUUCCCAGAAUUUUUGACUAUGAUGGCUAGAAAAAUGAAAGAUACAGACAGUGAAGAAGAAAUCCGCGAGGCAUUCCGAGUCUUUGACAAGGAUGGCAAUGGUUACAUCAGUGCUGCAGAGCUACGUCACGUCAUGACAAACUUAGGAGAAAAACUAACAGAUGAAGAAGUAGAUGAAAUGAUCAGAGAAGCAGAUAUUGAUGGAGAUGGACAAGUCAACUACGAAGAAUUCGUACAGAUGAUGACUGCAAAAUGAAGACCUACUUUCAACUCCUUUUUUCCCCCCUCUAGAAGAAUCAAAUUGAUCUUUUACUUACCUCUUGCAAAAAAAAAAAAAAAUUCAUUUACUCAUUCUGUUUCUAUAUAGCAAAACUGAAUGUCAAGAGUACCUUCUGUCCACACACACAAAAAAUCUGCAUGUAUUGAUUGGUGGUCCUGUCCCCUAAAGAUCAAGCUACAUCAGUUUUCCGAUAUAAAUACUUGUCCUACCUUAAUGAUAAGGAAGCACUUAGUGGACACCUGGCAGGUCCGUCCGCUCAUGGUUAAUACACUGUUUGGGCUGGCCAGUUUUUCAUGCAUGCAGCUUGACAGUUGAGCACAGUCAGGCGUUUGUAUUAAAAAUGAAAAACAAAAAAACAAAUUCAAAGCCUGCUCAAAGGGGCUCUAGUUCAAUUUGUUACCAUAAACCAUAAAAGCUGGUUUACUGAAAACAGACAUUGAAGAUUGGUUUACCUCAGGAUGCUGUGGAAGAGAAACUGUCCAGGCAUAGCCCCACUAGCAGGAUGGCCCUCUUGUAACUUCCCCGUGCCCCUACCUGUCGUGACCGGGACACACCCUGGUGGCAUGCCCACGUGUGUUGGUUUAGCCUUGUGUGCAUUGUGCUAGAGCGGAGUGGGUGUCAGGCUAUCACCAUUCAUACAAAUUUUUAAAAACCUUUAUCAAGGGAGCAUCUUUGGACUCUCUGUUUUUAAAACCUUCUGAACCAUGACUUGGAGCCAGCAGAGUAGGCUGUGGCUGUGGACUUCAGCACAACCAUCAACAUUGCUGUUCAAGAAAUUACAAUUUACGUCCAUUCCAAGUUGUAAAUGCUAGUUUUUUUUUUUUCCAAUAAAAAGACCAUUAACUUAAAGUGGUGUUAAAUGCUUUGUAAAGCUGAGAUCUAAACGGGGACAAGGCAGUUGGAGGGGAGGCAAGUGUACCUUUAAAUGCCCACAGCCCAGCAUUGGGUUUCCCUCCCUCCCUCCCUCCUGAAAUCCCAGCACCAACUGCUGAGCCUGAGACCUUGCCUAAAACCAAGCAGAUGCCGAUUGCUUCAUCUUAUUUAUGGACAUGUAGGUCUACUUGUAUUUUCACUGGGGGGGAGGGGGGAAAGUGAAUUAUGGUAACUUAAUGAUUAUUCAGGCGGUAGAGCUCUUAAUGAAGGAAAAAAACCACUUUCUCUCAAGCAUGUAUUUAGGGGUUCUUAUCAAUUGUGCUGCUGAUUACCUGUUUUAUGUAACUACUUGAGACCAUCUGUGCAAAAGACAUGAUUUAGUGUGUCUGUAAUUCAAUCCUCGCUGUGUGUGGUAGAAGCAGUCACUUUUCUAAGCCAGGCUUUUCAUGCCUAAAAGACACUACCAGUCACCUUUUGAUUCACAGUUUUUAAUUUAUGAUUAUACUUACCUUAGACUCCUUUUCCUUUUUCUUUUUGUUUUUUUCGGUUGACUUGACUUUGCUUCCCCACCCCCCAAGUAGAACGAAUGCUAGCUCCCAGCUUGAAAGUAACACUCCCAGCCCAGAGGGAAUUUUGUGUUUCUUGAUAAACCUGUAACCAAAACUCAGAGAUGCUGGUACUGGUCUUUGCAGUGGGAUUGGUUUGCUUAAAAGCUCCCUAAGAGGCGUUUGGAUUUAGUGCAGACCUCUUUUUGAAGUGAAGGCUGAAUGUGCAUUUUUCAGGGUGUUAACUUGGUUGUAUCUUAUUAGCGAGGAGAUUUGGAUUUUGAGUGUUUCUGUGAGAAGUUUUACUUUGCCAGGGAACAGCGGCAGGCUGCUAGUGAGGCAGUGAGAAGCUCUUGGCAGCCAAAUGGGUGCAUUCGGGGCUGUUUUACGGAGACCCUCAGCUUCUCCCUCUCCUACUUCUUGUCUCUCUGGCACUUUGCAGCUCUUUAGUUUUCCCGCCAGAGGGGUGGGUCAGAGCAGUGGAGAGGAGCCUGCCCAUCUGCCUUUGCUGCUGGUCCUUAGACCCGGUGGUUAGAAGAAGAGAGGUUGACGUCAUGAGCUGGGCUUGGCUUUCACAACUCCUUGAAUCUGGAAGGAACAUGUCAGAAUACCUCGGGGGUUUUCUUCUGGUGAGACAGGACUGGGGUUUCUCCUUCGAGUAAGUUAAUAACCUGGAUGUUUCUUGCAGGGAGGUCAAGUAGCCUGACUGUUGACCCACUCUCAGGCCUGUGGCCGAUGACCUCCUGGUAGUUUUAAAAAGGGUUGAGGGCGAUUUGGCUUGUUUUUCAGAAACUUUGCCUUCUAUCUUACCCUUUCACCAAGUUUUUUUUCUAGAAGCUGGGUGGACUCCAUGUUAGUGGUCCUGCAGUCUUUCCUAAAAGACUACUCUUGAAACCAGAUUCUUGAAUGGCCCGGAUCCUGUACGGGAACCAGAAACCUUUCCCCCAGGGGAUGCUGAGUUCCACUUUGGUGCACCGGGAACUCAGUCCACUGUAGCCUUUCUCUCUGGCCUUUGAGGGGGACGACCAGCCCAGGGGUUGAGUGUUUGCAGUCUGCAGGGGUUUGUGAGAGGAAAUGGCUGGAAUGAGGUGGCAGUACUGUGAAAGUUGGUCAGCACCUUCCUGUAAACUCUUGCCCUACUUCUAACUGCUCUAUAAAUAUAUAUAUAUAUAUAUAUAUACACACACAUAUAUAUAUAUAUAUACACACACACACAUAUAUAAAGUGACUAGUUUAACUGGCAUCCCGCAGGAGCCUGAGACUUGCCAUAAAAAACUGCUGAGUCCUUGGCAUAUACCUUCAUAGUUUUGUUCUCCAUCUGUUCAGGGUAGGUGUCAAGCAAGGUAAAUGUAUCUUGAUAUUUCAGAUGGACUUUUGAUGUACUGUUGCCAAGGAAGGUUUUUUUCUGAUUUUUUGGCAAACGAAUUUUUGCACACUUUAAAUUGGUGUCUUUCGGCAACUUAAAACACAUUGAAAAUUAGCUACUGUACAUAUUUUUAUAUUCUCUUUAUAAAUGCAUGUCUGACUGUACUUGUAACCAUAUUGUAACACGUGGCCGCCCAGUAGGCCUCGUGCUGCUGUGGCCCCGUCGGAGUAGCAGCAUAUUAGCAGCCCCUCAGCAUACUGGGAACUUCUUCCUAAACAAAGAAUGUAAAUUUGGUCAAGUCUGCUCUUGGUUCAUUCAAUUAUUUUUAACAUUUGAAUUAAUUAUUGUAUAUCCUAAAUACAUUUAUCCUUUUGGCAGUGACUAGAUUCCACGAAUGUGUCUUAAUCUAUCCCUUCAGCUGGCGGUUACUAUUAUCUUUUUUGAUCCCUUGAAGUUACCCUGUAGGAGACAGAAAUUCUUUGCUGUCUGUAUUCCUCAGAGUGAGAAGGUAGUGGCAUGGGUGGAGUGUGUGUUCUUUCUCCAAAUCUAUUAUAAUGUUCAUUAAACAUGUCUGUAGCAAAGAUGGUGGUAGUUCUUUUGUUACCGAAGUCACCCUUCACCGUGGCGAUUUGCGAAGGAGAUGUACUCGAACGUUUCUGUAAAUCGUGAGAUGAACUGUUUGGAGAUUUAACCACCUCUCUGAUGGGGGACCAACUCUAUGGAAAUUGUAAAUAAGUUCUAUUUAUAAACCUGGCACUGUAUUCAAUAAACAUUUCUGCAGCCUUUCAUCUCUAA